This is a messenger RNA of Gambusia affinis (western mosquitofish), 3981 nucleotides long. RefSeq names its product zinc finger, FYVE domain containing 21 (gene zfyve21). Bases 66 to 800 code for a protein of 244 amino acids. Gene Ontology annotation, molecular function: metal ion binding. Lineage: Eukaryota; Metazoa; Chordata; Actinopteri; Cyprinodontiformes; Poeciliidae. The record is from RefSeq and is a predicted model, not a curated record. The transcript is spliced from 8 exons.
CUUGAUUGGAGUUUGUGAUAGAAGAAGACGACUCGACAGAAGAGAGGGGAAACGCUUUAAAGAAAAUGUCCUCGGUACCAGACGGGAAGAAGCUGGUCCGCAGCCCCAGCGGCCUCCGAAUGGUCCCGGAGAACGGCGCCUUCAACAGCCCGUUCUCCCUGGACGAGCCGCAGUGGGUCCCGGAUAAAGAGUGUCCGAGAUGCAUGCAAUGCGACACCAAGUUUGACUUCAUCAGACGAAAGCACCACUGUCGGCGCUGCGGCCGCUGUUACUGCGAUAAAUGCUGCAGCAAGAAGGUGGCGCUGCCCCGGAUGUGCUUCGUUGACCCGGUGAGGCAGUGUGCGGAGUGCAGCCUGGUCUCACAGAAGGAGCUGGAGUUCUACGACAAGCAGCUCAAAGUGCUGCUGGGAGGAGGGAUGUUUGUCGUCACUUUGGGAACGUCGGAUAAAUCUGAAACCAUGACAUGCCGCCUCUCCAACAACCACAGAUACCUGUUCCUGGACGGUGAAAGUCACUUUGAGGUGGAGCUGUCCCGCAUCUCCAGCAUGCAGAUACUGACAGACGGGACGAGUCCAGGAGAGGAAGACGUUCACACUUACACCAGCCUGCUGGACGGCCUGUGUGUCUCUGAAGGAGGGACGUCGCGGGCCAGUGGGAUGCUCCUCCAUUACAAACCAAUGGGCUCCCAGGACGCCCAGCAGCUACAGAUGGAGGCUGCAGAAGACAAGAAGGUGGCAUCGCUGUGGCUCACUGCAAUGCACAAGGCGGCCAAGCUGCUUCACGAAGCUCGAGACCAGUGACGGCCAGGGGGGGACGGAGGCAGCACACACCCAAGUGUUUUCCAGCCGAGUCGGAUUCCGAUCGGGUUUGAUCUCAUCACCGCAGAUUCACUUUAUCCAUCUGAUCUCUUAUCGGUUCUUUAUGCCAGAUCGUUUAUUGUUGUGUUUUUUGUUGUUUUUUUUUGCAAGAAAUCUUUCUAAAAGGAGAAAAGAGCACUUCACUCACCUCUCUGAGCAGUACCCUGUACAUGUGCAGGUCUAUUCUGUGUUUUCUCUGUUCAACGCUCCAGUCUGGUUUCACUCACUAACUGGGCCGAGUAGAUGAAACGUUUUUACAGAACCCUGAGGCUUACUAAUGUUGGAGGCUUUAAUAUUAAUUCUGAAAUGUUACUCUGUACUCUUAUGAAGGUUGUACAACACACUUUUUGCACUCAGUUCAUUGCACAGUGAUUUUAAACGCUGCUGUUUGUGCAGGGAUGACAGAACCAAGUUGUAUCUUCAGCAGAUCUUCCAGUUCCAAACUCUUUCUAAGCACAUUAAAGGAAACAUGCAGAUUAACUUGUGGCACAAGGUUGAGAAGCAGAUAUUUUCAUCUUUCCUUUUUUGUAUUAAGAAGCUGUAGUUGUUGUCUGAAUUCCUUUGAAAACCAAGUAAGAACUGGAUCUUCUGUUCUACUUUACAUUAGCUCUUUUAAACUAUUUUUAAAUUGUUUUGAAACCAACAAUUGUGUUUCUUCUAGAGCUUUUUUCUAUGCUAACGCUUUCCUACAUUGUGCAGCAAAGUGCAUGGAUCCGAAUUUUGUUGGCAGUCGUUUCCAGUCGCAUUGUUUUGUAAAGCUCUAACCUGCCCAAACAAUUUUUUUUCCUAAAGAACAACGGCAGAAUAUAGAACAACAUGGGAACGGCAUUCCAAUUUUCUUUGUAUCCUUCCUGCCAAGAAAACCUAUUAGGCUUCUUCCAUCUCUGUGCUUCCUGUGGCCUCAGUUUGGAACACCUCACUGAUGGUGAAAAUGAUAACCUGUUAGUCUUCACUCAGUAACAACUUCCACACCGAAAGCCAUCAUUACUGCGACCCACCUCUCUGUCUGUAGAACGUCCGACCCUAAAGUCGACCUUAAAGUCCCCAGCGCUGGGUACCAGCUGUCUGUUUGGUGCGUCUGUAGUUUAAAUGUGCAUGAACAUGUUUACUUGCUAACGUUCAACUCUGAAGAAUUUCUUGAGCUGAUUUUGCUGAUUAAAGUAGAAAACCAUUUCUGAAGCCUAAGUGAGAAAUACUAAGUGUUAGGGAGGACAGAGAACUGACAAAAUUAUGCUACACUUUCUCAGUCAGCUGCAAAAUAUGUGCAUAAUUUUAAUAGAAAAUAAGGAAAUGAGAAGAAGAAGAAGAAGGUCAUUGGCUUUAGAGGCAACAGCCAAGAAAGAAGGCACAGAAACGGACUGAAAGAUUCUGUAAGAGUUUGAAGUGUUCAGGAUUUUCUGGAUGAGGCCAAACCCAAAAAACUCACCCAUCUGUCCAGUUUCUGAUAGACUCAUGUCACUUGGUCCUUUUUUUGGUUUAUUGUUUUCGUUUUGACUAACUUGCACUCCUGUCUGCUUCUGUGUCUAAUGAGCUUCAGACUAUUCACUGACCAAAGUGAGGAAUAAACACACAGGAACUUUAAUUGUAGUUUCAUGUAUAAAAGUUUUCUAUGAGCUAUUUUGUUAACUUCCUGCUUUGAAUAACAGCCUGUCUGUUCUUCCUUCUUUUUUAAACUAAACUAUAUUGAAGUAUUAUAGUCACUUUAUGGAUUUUAUUUUGAUUUGUCACCUCGGUGUGAUGUGGAGCAUUUCAGCAGAGGCAACACACUACAGUAACUCUGUUACCUGGCAACAUACCUAGCAUGAGCUAAUGUAAAAAUAAAACCAGGUCAUUUGCAAAGGAGUGUCAUUUCAAAUAGGUUUAUGGGUAUUUGUGUGUAAUCUUUGGGGAAAAAAAACAUGAAUUCAUCACAUUGAUGUAUUUGGAAAAAAGAGAACUUAUACAUUGAGAUAAAUAUUAUUUGAAAACACAAUUUCAUUUGUAUUUCUAGGAUUUAAAGACAAACAUAAAAUUUAGCAAAAAGAUUAUUUUUUUUUCCCUUGUGGGGCAAAAAAUUCUGAAUAAUAAAAUUUUUAAAAAGCACAAAGUCCAACCCAAUGACAAAAAGUUCAGAUCUAUAAAACAUUUUACUGGUGCUUGUAGAAGAAAUUCAGUGCAAAGACGGGGAGAAACUGUAUUAAAAAACCUCUUUGUUAUUGUAUGUAAAUUUAAAAAUAUUAGCUUAUUGCUUAAUUUUUAGUCAGAAGUUAUUGAGAGCCCUAACUGAAGAUCUAAAGGGCCUCUUGUGGCUCCCGAGCCACAGGUUGCAGACAGGUGUAGAGGUUUCCACGUUGUUUCUAUGAUCUCAGCUGUAGUGAGGUGGACAUGUAACAUCGUGUUAACACCGAUGAUUUGAAAGCACGUGGUGAUUUAUGAAGAGGAUUCAUGGAAAUAUGGUUUUAAAGGAGCUUCUGAUUUAAAAUUAAAUUUCUUGAGAACUUUUCAAAAGCCUCUUUAUUGUCGAGGUGUGGAGAACAGAUCGCCUCUCCGGUUCGGUGGAGCUAAAAAUCUGAUUUUGAUCAGUAACUGACUUCUCCGUGGAUCUCUAAUCAUUUAACAAGGAGGUUCUUGAGUAAAACUGCUCAGUAACAAUUCAGAUGCCAAUCUUUGUUGCUGUAGUGUCGCUGACUCUACAAUGCUCAUGUGUAUCGGCGUGAACAACAUCAGAAUGAUUCUUAUAGCACAAAAUUGAUCAGCAAAAUGUCUGCUGGCAUGCCGCCUUCAUCUCACCAAUGAAAACACAUUUCUUCAGCUUAGUUCUACUUCAACGCACAGAUGUUGAUUUUGUUUUUUGAUCACAUGAUUUAGAAUGUUUAGAAGAUGGAGAAAGGCAAGCUCUAACAACAGAAAAGAGAUAUGAAUAAGAAACAAAACUGUACUUUAAAUAAAGAAGUGUCAGACUGUGCAGCCCUUUCAUUAUAAUUCUUUCUAUAUAUUUUUUAACCAAAUGUAAACUGCCAUUGUGUACAUGUGUAAUCUGUUCUGAAUACACUACCCUGUUUUCCCUUCUUGUUUUUAUGUUGCUGACGGCGCCACAUGUUGUUGGACCUUUCUGUUCAAAAUAAAAUCAGAUGUUUAUACAUAA